UUGAUAAAAAAGACCAUUUUUACAAACGAUGGAUAUACUAAAGGCAGAAAUAGCUCGGAAAAGAAAGUUACUAGAAGAGAAAAAGUUGGUGGACGAAAAAAAGAAAUACUUCAAGCGAGGUGAACUGUUGGCACAGGAGGAGAUUGAGUAUCUGGAGAAAAGUGGUUUAAACAAAUUCGAUGGUGUUGCCAGCAAUGGUUCCACCGAAACGGAUGGUACAUCUACACUGGGGGCUGAUCCAAAGUAUGACUUCAAGAAGCUACCACGGUCGGAAGUGAUCCGGAAGCUGCGUGAACGUGGUGAACCGAUCCUACUGUUUGGCGAAACGGAGAAGGAAUCGUGCCACCGGUUGCACCAGUUGGAAAUAUCUACGCCGGAAAUAAAUCGCGGCUUCCGCAACGACUUCCAGGAAGCGAUGGAACAGGUAGACGAAGAGUAUCUGAACGAAAUCCUUACUUCUAACGGACAGGCACCCGGCAUGGGCAAGGCGAAAAAUUCCAACGAAGAUUAUGCGAUCGAGGACAGCGUUACGUACGAAUCGAUACAGGAAAUGGCGGUACGGUUAGGGCGCAGCGGAAAGGAUCACGAUUGUCACGUGAUAAUGACGCUGAUACAGUUUCUGCUCAAAAUGUGGAACGAUCAGCUAAGUUCGGCAACGGCCGCCGAACGGAUGGCUACGAAAGGCAAAAUUGCACGUGCCACAUUCGAGCAGACGCGGCUGUAUCUGAAACCGCUGCUGCGCAAGCUAAAGAACAAAACGAUCCCGGAAGACAUUCUCGACAGUCUUACGGACAUUACGAAAAGUUUGCUAAAGCGCGACUAUAUCCAUGCGAGCGAUGCGUACCUGACCAUGGCUAUCGGCAAUGCACCGUGGCCGAUCGGUGUCACGAUGGUUGGCAUCCAUGCGCGUACCGGGCGUGAAAAGAUUUUCUCAAAAAACGUAGCACAUGUGAUGAACGAUGAAACGCAGCGAAAGUACAUUCAAGGCUUGAAGCGGCUGAUGACGAAAAUGCAGGAAUACUUUCCAACCGAUCCUUCGCGGUGCGUGGAGUAUGUUAGCAAGAAAGAUAGGCAAGAUUAA
Messenger RNA from Anopheles maculipalpis, 1081 nucleotides. It is a transcript of the gene Prp18, whose product is annotated as pre-mRNA-splicing factor 18. The transcript has 2 exons. The record is from RefSeq and is a predicted model, not a curated record. NCBI's taxonomy places the organism in Eukaryota, Metazoa, Arthropoda, Insecta, Diptera, Culicidae. Gene Ontology annotation, biological process: RNA splicing; generation of catalytic spliceosome for second transesterification step. The coding region runs from base 29 to 1081 and encodes 350 amino acids. Gene Ontology annotation, cellular component: U2-type post-spliceosomal complex; U5 snRNP; U4/U6 x U5 tri-snRNP complex.